AAGCCAACACAAACAAGCAAAUCCAAUUCGAGGCAAAUCUCUGCUCUCUCUGCUCCGCUCUGCUCUCCUCUUCCAGCAUAUCACAAUGGCGCGUUCGUUUCCUCGCGCUGCUUUGGCUCUGCUCCUCUUCGUCGCACUCGCAGUUCUCACUCCAUCUGCCCUCGCUCGUACCGGGCUUGGAAUCAGCUCCAAGAUUCUGGCUUCUCUCCGUGGGACGCUCAACAGUUGUGGUGGAAGAGGGGCUGACGUCAGAUCCGACACUAACGGCAUUGCUGACAUCAGGAUUCUCAGAAGGGGCACCUCUGUGUACCUUGCCUACAAGAUCACAGCGCAAGGCAUCGCCCAGCCGCCCUCCUCCCCCCCAGCCAUCCUCACUCGCAACCCCUGCACCAUCCCCUCCCUCUCCUCCACUCUCGGAGCCGCAGCUGAUGUGGGUGCCAAAGCGGCUGCCAGCACAGGUUCGGAUAGCGCCCAAGCCAGUCUUGGGGGUUCACCAAGCCUCAAUGCGGUUCCUGCUGGAUUUGUUUCGGAUGUGGCCGGAGCUGUUUCUGGUGUGGGGAGGGCAGCGGGGAGUGUGGCAGGCUCGGCAGGGAAGGCUGCAGGUUCAGCAGCAGGUUUGGUGGGUAAUGUUGCAGGCUCGGCGGUAGGCACAGCAGGGAAAGCUGCAGGAUCUGCAGGGAGCCUUGCAGGUUCGGCAGCAGGCUUGGUGGCAAAUGCAGCAGGCUCCGCUGCAGGCUUGGUGGGCAACACCGCAGGCUCGGGAGUAGGCACUGCAGGAAAGUAAGUCGCCUCAUGGCCUCAUGG
Closterium sp. NIES-67 is the source of this 804-nucleotide messenger RNA. The record is from the annotation of a GenBank genome assembly. NCBI's taxonomy places the organism in Eukaryota, Viridiplantae, Streptophyta, Zygnematophyceae, Desmidiales, Closteriaceae.